GUGUUUCUCUCUCAUCUUCCUACCAUUCUUUCUCUCUAAAGUCUAAUCCUACCCUUCUCUCUCUUACUCCAACCUUCUAACGCACGCUUUGAAAGCUUUCCGUAAAGUUUUUCAACCCUCAACCAUGUCUAUAUAAACACCAACAAACGCAGUUUCACGCACUUCACGUUGAGUAAUUUUCUCUCCCACCUUCUCACCAUGUCCACCGACUUGCACCUCCACCACGAGUUGCCCAAGCUCCGAAUCGCCGCCGUCAAACUGGAAGACGCCCCCUCCUCCCCCCGCCGCGAGGUCUCCUCCGUCGUCGACACGCCGCCCGAGGAUCAGAAUCAUGUCGCCGCCGGAGCUACGGCCGGGGCCGCCUCUGCCACCGCUGGCACCGAGGAGGACGAGAGUUAUCGCACUCCGACGUCGAAGGAGAGCAGGAUUCCGGCGAUCAUGACGUGCCCGCCGGCCCCGAAGAAGGCGAAGCCGUUCAUUUCGUGCAAAAGGAAGCUUCUUGACGAGUUUCAGUUCUUCGAAGUUUCCAAUGAGGACAUGGAUGCGUUUUUCAGAUCCACUUUUCCCAAGAGGAGUUGCCCUUGUACAUGAAAAUUUUCGACACCACACCUUCCACCUUGUCAAACUACGUAAAUUACACAAUUUUUUUUCUUCUUUUUUCCAACUCCACUUCUUUGUUUUUAUUUUGGUUUUUUCAUAUGUUAUAUAUAUUUCACUUUGCGUAAGAUGUGAAAUAUUGGAUCCCGAAUCGUAUAUGUUCAUUAAUCCAAUCAACACAGCGUUGAAUUAUUCUCUCCAACCCAUUAUCAUUUCAUUCCUUCAAUUCAGUUUGAUGGAGGUGUUCUCAAUUA
This is a messenger RNA of Cajanus cajan (pigeon pea), 851 nucleotides long. RefSeq lists its product as uncharacterized. Gene Ontology annotation, biological process: regulation of DNA endoreduplication. The record is from RefSeq and is a predicted model, not a curated record. NCBI's taxonomy places the organism in Eukaryota, Viridiplantae, Streptophyta, Magnoliopsida, Fabales, Fabaceae.